AUGUUCUCCCCAGCCACCAUCCUCCGCCGAGCGACACUCCACGCCGGCCUCCCCCGCGCCGGCGAGCCCCCCAGGCUCAACAUCUCCCGCUCCCUGCCCGCCAAGCGCGACAUCCCCCACGUCCGCAACGUGCUCGUCGUCGCCAGCGGGAAGGGCGGCGUGGGCAAGAGCACCGUCGCCGUCAAUCUGGCCAUCGCCCUCAGGAACCAGGCCCCGCUCAACGUCGGCCUCCUCGAUCUCGAUGUCUUCGGGCCCAGCGUGCCCAAGCUCAUGGGCCUCGACGAGCGCCUCGCGCCCGAACUCACCCCUCAGAAUGCCCUCGUCCCCCUCCGCAACCACGGCAUCUCCUGCAUGUCCAUAGGCUUCCUCAUCCCCCCGAGCGACAGCCCAGACUCGGUCGUCGCAUGGCGAGGCAUGAUGGUCAUGAAGGCCGUCCAGCAGCUGCUCUUCGACGUCGACUGGAGGGGCCUCGCCGAAGACCACGCCGGACUGGAUCUGCUCGUCAUCGACAUGCCGCCCGGCACAGGCGACGUCGCUCUCAGCCUCGGCCAACUAGUCAACAUCCACGGUGCCAUCAUCGUGACUACCCCGCAAGACAUUGCGCUCAUUGAUGUCACCAAAGGCAUCAACAUGUUCAGAAAGCUGGACAUCCCAAUCAUCGGCUCGGUGCUCAAUAUGUCGACGUUCAAGUGUACAAAGUGCGACACCAAGCACGAGAUCUUUGGGCCCAUGACCAGCUUCAAGCGUCUCCUCGAGCGCCACCAAGUCCAGCUCCUGGGCGACGUCCCCCUCGACCUCCAGAUCUCCCAGUCCAGCGACGCCGGCCAGCCCAUCAGCACGCCCACCCACAAGCCCACAUCCGCCGAGAACCCGUUCAUCGAAAUCGCCAGGAAAUGUAUCGCCCAUCUCAGCCGAUGA
Molecule: messenger RNA, 918 nt
Organism: Puccinia triticina
Lineage: Eukaryota; Fungi; Basidiomycota; Pucciniomycetes; Pucciniales; Pucciniaceae
Exons: 5
Coding region: 1-918 (305 amino acids)
Biological process (GO): iron-sulfur cluster assembly; mitochondrial respiratory chain complex I assembly
Cellular component (GO): mitochondrion
Molecular function (GO): 4 iron, 4 sulfur cluster binding; ATP-dependent FeS chaperone activity; ATP binding
Source: RefSeq, a predicted model, not a curated record